Molecule: messenger RNA, 2017 nt
Organism: Coturnix japonica (Japanese quail)
Lineage: Eukaryota; Metazoa; Chordata; Aves; Galliformes; Phasianidae
Gene: BDH2
Product: 3-hydroxybutyrate dehydrogenase 2
Biological process (GO): siderophore biosynthetic process
Cellular component (GO): cytoplasm
Molecular function (GO): 3-hydroxybutyrate dehydrogenase activity
Source: RefSeq, a predicted model, not a curated record
CCCUCAUACAGAGAAACUUAGCAGUUGGACUUCAACUCCCAGCAAACACAGCAAAAAAAUCAUAUGACUUCCUUUUUUACAAAGGUCAUUUAUUGUGUGCACCGAGCUGGCUGAGAACUUCUGGCCGUCACAUUUUCUGUUUGUGCAAGCCAGAAGCAUGGGGCGGCUGGAUGGGAAAGUCAUACUUCUGUCUGCUGCAGCACAAGGGAUUGGAAAAGCCACUGCUAUCGCUUUUGCAAAAGAAGGAGCCAAAGUCAUUGCUACAGAUAUCAAUAAGACUAAGCUGCAAGAACUGGAGAAGUAUCCAGGCAUUCAAAUACGGGUUCUGGAUGUCACCAAAAGGGAUCAAAUAGAAGAGCUGGCAAAGGAGAUUGAAAGGAUAGAUGUCCUCUGUAAUAUUGCAGGGUUUGUUCAUCAUGGGACCAUUCUGGAUUGUGAGGAACGAGACUGGAACUUUGCUAUGAACCUCAACGUUCGCAGCAUGUAUCUAAUGAUCAAGACAUUCCUUCCUAAGAUGAUUAAACAGAAAUCUGGAAAUAUUAUAAAUAUGUCUUCUGUGGCAUCCAGCAUUAAAGGAGUUGUGAACAGAUGCGUAUACAGUACCUCCAAGGCAGCAGUCAUUGGUCUAACAAAGUCUGUGGCUGCUGAUUUCAUUGAACAAGGGAUCAGAUGCAACUGUGUAUGUCCUGGAACUGUUGACACACCAUCUUUAAGGGAAAGAAUCAAAGCCCAGCCUAACCCGGACCAGGCACUGAAAGAUUUCCUAGCCAGACAGAGGAUUGGCAGGAUGGCUACUGCUGAAGAAGUGGCCCAUCUCUUUGUGUACUUGGCCUCUGAGGAAUCUGCCUACAUGACCGGCAAUGAAGUGGUCAUUGAUGGAGGAUGGAGCCUGUGAUCAACUCUACCUUCAGAUGGAAAUUCAUACAAUGAAAGGCCAAAAGUGAGGAUCAUGUUUCUCAGUUAAGAGUUUUCAAUCACCUAUAGGAUGUAACCUAGAACAAAUUUGGUACCUUUUUAUGGUUAUGUGAUCUUAUUCUAUACUCAGUCAUGUUUUAAGCAAAUCUAAAUGAAAGGAAUUAAACACCAUCAUUAUUCUCAGCCUAGAAAAUAUUUAGAAUUUAAACAUUCACAGUUCCUACCAGCAUUAACAGACCAUCCAGAGAAAACAGACUACUUUUAAAGCAGCCAAUAUCUUCUCAAAUUUAAUGUUUGUUUUAAAGAACAGAAGAAAGCAGAACUGGUAUAUAUGAAGGUUGAAAUGAUUUUGUUACUCAUGAUAGACAUUUACUUUAAGAUAACCCACUAGAUGUUGCAAAUUAUACCUGAAAAUCUAUCCUGCUUUCCAGACUUUCAUUUCUGCUCACUUCUAUCAUUAGCAAAAUGGUUUUUGAAAACAGUACUGACUGUAGAAAAAGUUUGUGUUGAACUGUUGAAAAGAAUCUGUCCUGAGACUGACAUCCAGAGCAGAAGCUGCAAACUUGUCAGAGACACUGUGGAUAUACAGAGUGUGUGCAGAAGAAAUUCCUGCACAUACAGUAAGGAGUCACUGUAUGUGCACAGCUGUUUUCCGCACCUACAAUAUCCAUUUUCCCAUAUACUGGACAAGUUGGACUGUUGGAAUUUUGAACAACAGUAAAUCAUAGCCCAAAAAGCAGCACAAUUGAUUUACUAGUGAAUGUACCAAUACAGGACAAAUAUUAUCAGUUCUACAGUUUAGGUUCUGUGCUUAGAUAUUCCAUGGGUUCACUCUCAGACACAAGUACAGUUCCUGCCAAAAACCACUUUUCUCUCAAAAUGACUGUUUGUAUAAGAGUUUGUAUUGAUAUUUUUAUCAUUUUAAUACACUGAAGCUUUGACUUAUGAAUCAGAAACGUGCCAUGGUAAAGAGUCAUACUGUGAAGAGGAGAAAAAAAAACUUGUGACCCCUAAGGCAAUGCAUAAUCUGAAUUACAGAACUAUUUGUUAUGCUAACACAGUGUUAAAAUGGACAUGAAUUACAUGGGCUGAAUUCGCAUAA